Messenger RNA from Magnolia sinica, 1777 nucleotides. RefSeq names its product cysteine-tryptophan domain-containing zinc finger protein 3-like. The coding region runs from base 248 to 1480 and encodes 410 amino acids. The record is from RefSeq and is a predicted model, not a curated record. The transcript is spliced from 9 exons. NCBI's taxonomy places the organism in Eukaryota, Viridiplantae, Streptophyta, Magnoliopsida, Magnoliales, Magnoliaceae.
UCUGAAACCUUCCAAAUGCUCUUUGCCUUCUCUUAUAACAAAGCUUCUGCAAUAGCAAAAAACUCAGACCAGCAUUCGGAAAUCGAGCAUUCGUCCGUACGAUUUUCUUCGUGCGCUUCGUGUAGAAGUGAUUUCAGGGUUUCUGAAAUCCAGUUUUGAGGUGGGAAUCCGGAGGCAUAAGCAGUGGUGAAGAUGCUUUCGUCUAUAGGGGGAAGAAAAAACAAGAUUGCCUUCAGCUUCGAUCCCGAUGUUGCAUUUUCUUACAUUGAUCAGAGGCUUAAAGAUGUUUUGGGUAAUUGCCAGAAGGAUUUCGAGAGAGAUUUCUGCAGAGAAUCUGGGACCAAAAUUUGGUCAGUUUGGAUCAUUUUUACCAGUGCUUCUACAGAAUCCUCUUAUGCAAUCGCAGCAUAAGAGUCUUGCAAGUACACAGACGCAAAACAAAGUUGAGAAUAUACACUCGACCUCCACGUGUAAAGGGUUCAAGCGAGAUAGAUCCUUAUCGCUUGCUCAAGUUUGUGAAGAUUCUACCCCAAAGCAUGAGACUAUAGUGGAGAAAUCAAGAGUAUGUGACAAAAAGACACUAAAAAUUCACCUUAAAGUUGGCGUUGGCGAAGUACCUAAAAGAAAUUCUGCAGGUUAUGGGCAUAAGAAGUGUAACAUGCAAGACUGCCCCAACAUUACAAAAAGGAGGAAGGUGGGAUGGGCAAAUGGGGUAACUAAUGAUGUCGUAGGAGUGCAAAAAGAGUCGACCGAGCUUGAUAACCUGAAGCAAUUAGUUAAAAAAGCAACACCUUCAUCUUCUAAUGAUGUUGUGAAUGCCCAAGGUCUUCAAAGUCUAGUUGGAAAGGACUAUUCGCUUGCUGAGAAGACCUUGAAAGAAGCUAUUGAUUUGAAACAUUCAGCUGACCGUUUAAAGAAUGGAGAAUCGGAAGUUGAAGUUAGUGGCAUAUAUCUUCGUGCAGCCUUAAAAUUUCUACUUGCCGCAUCGAUGUUUGAGGUUCGUGACAUGGGAAGCAUAGCACUAGGAGAAAGAACUCAGUCAACAAACAUCUAUAUUGACACACCAAAGAUCUUGAAGCAAUGUGCCAUUUCAUUUGAGAGUACUGGAGAGAUUGCUGCCGCUGCUCUUGUGUACAAAUGCAUGGAAGUAGCAUAUAUGAGAGUAAUAUUCUCUAUGAGCUCACAUAUACGUAGAGACAGUCGCAAAUUACAGGCAUCUCUGCAUGGUCAUCCAUUUGGGCAAGAAUCAUCACCAUCAUCUGCUAUUGAUGCAACCAAUAUACAUGAGGAUGGCGUACUACCUGGGUCCAAAGCGAAGGGAGUCGAGCCACUUGCCAGCAAAGCUACCUGUAGCAGCAUGCACCUCCUUAAUUAUGUUGAAUAUGUCAGGUCUGCUAUUGAUGCUACUCAGAGAUCACUAUCAGCAUUGAAAGUUGCUCAGUUGAAAUACAGAGUGGGCAGCUGUGAAAACAACACUUGAUUUUCACUUCCAUGACAUGGAUGGAUUCAUACGUCUGGUCCAGCUAGCAUCAGAGGAGAUUGACAUUUAAACCAUCAAUCACAAAGAUACAAAUGGAUGGCAAUCUCAGCAUUUUGUGGAGACAUUGUAUAGUGGCCCACACCUGUGACUCCAAAUUUUGAAGGUCCAGUUGUACACAGUGUUCGAAGUAUCGAUAUCGCUACAAGUUUCGCUGGCCAGGGAUAUGAAAACAGUAUCAAUAUCAUUGAAAAUGCGGGGAAAUAUUAGAAAAAUAGUAGAAUUUUCAGCGAAACUUUA